UUAAGCAGUUUGUUCUGUUUACGUUGGUUUCCACUUCAGGGUUGGAUGGAUUCAAUAAAGGCGCUGUGGCUUCAUAGUCAGCGGCUCUAUGACUGAGGGGAGAGGGGGAGUAGGGCUGAGAGAGCCUCCACUUUCAUGAUAAACCCCUCUUGAAGCAGAGUGAGUUUGAUCAAGUAUGAUCAUGAGCUCUUUUUGAAGCAGAGCUCAAGUAAAUUGCUAGCCUUUGCCUCACAAUUUCAUAUUUUCUUUCGAAAACAUCGAGGCCCUGUUUUUCCUUGCUCCGAUUGCGAGAAACCGAUUCAUGAUCUUCUGGGUUUCCUUUGUAGAUUCCGAUAGUUUCAUUUUUCAAGUCUAGAUAUCUCUUAUUCAUAUGGUGCACUCAAGUUCUUGAUUUCAGGUGUGUUAUAUUACUUUCAGCUGGCGAGCCUUUCUGUAUCUGUGCGUGUGGGAGACAUUCAUUUGAUUGGUUCUUGGUCUUGUAACUCCACAAACACGAAAAGCAAAAGAGAAGAAGAAAAAAAGAGAAAAAAACUUGACACAUCAGGCAAUUAGGUUCCGCUAAUGCAAGAUUAGGAUGAUGAUGGUUCACAUUCGGUUCUGUGAAUUGUGGCAAACUGGAGAGGGGAGUUAGAAUUUGAAGUGAAGUUGAUGAUAACAUAUUAACUUCUGGGCUGUCAGUGUAUUUGAGGAAAUGUCCUUCCGCAGUAUAGUUCGUGAUGUAAGGGAUGGUUUUGGAAGCUUAUCUAGGCGGGGUUUUGAGGUAAGGCUUCCUGGCCAUCACAGGGGCAAGUCACAUAGUUCAGUCCAUGAGGUGCCAGAACAACCUCCAGUGAUACAGAACAGCCGCUGGGCUAGCCUUCCACCUGAGCUCCUUCAUGAUGUUAUCAAAAGAUUGGAAGAAAGUGAGAGCACAUGGCCUGCCCGUAAGCAUGUGGUCGCAUGUGCUGCUGUGUGCAAGUCCUGGAGAGAAAUGUGCAAAGAAAUUGUAAGCAAUCCAGAGUUCUGUGGGAAAAUUACUUUUCCUGUUUCCUUGAAGCAGCCUGGGCCUCGGGAUGGAAUGAUCCAGUGUUCCAUCAAGAGAGACAAAUCUAACCUGACAUACCACCUCUUUCUUUGUCUAAGUCCUGCCUUGCUUGUUGAGAAUGGAAAGUUUCUGCUCUCUGCUAAACGGACUAGACGAACAACUUGCAGAGAGUACAUUAUAUCCAUGGAUGCUGAUAGCAUAUCAAGAUCUAGUAGCACUUAUAUUGGGAAGCUGAGGUCAAAUUUUCUGGGCACCAAAUUCCUAAUAUAUGAUACACAGCCUCCCUAUAAUUUUGCUCAGCUGCCUCCUCCUUCGCCUAGCCAAAGCCGUCGAUUCUAUUCUAGAAAGGUUUCUCCAAAAGUCCCCAGCGGCAGCUACAAUAUUGCUCAGGUCAUCUAUGAGCUGAAUGUGCUUGGUACAAGAGGCCCACGCAAGAUGAACUGCACCAUGUGCUCGAUCCCAGAAUCAGCCCUGGAGCCUGCUGGCACUGUCCCAGGCCAGCCAGAACUCAUUCCUUGUGCCAUGGAUGACUCGUUCCGGAGUACAUCCUUUUCAAAAUCGAUCCGCAGUUCAUCCAAUUUUAGCAGCUCUAGGUUCUCAGACAUCAUGUGGACCGGCAACGAAGGAGAGAGUGGCGAGGUAAAAGAGAGGCCACUAAUUCUCAAGAACAAGGCUCCAAGAUGGCAUGAGCAGCUGCAAUGUUGGUGCCUUAACUUCCGGGGCAGAGUGACUGUGGCCUCCGUCAAGAAUUUCCAGCUGAUUGCCGCUGUGCAGCCUGCAGCCGGUGCUCCAAUGCCGGCACAGCGUGGCCCGGCAGAUCACGACAAGGUUAUUCUUCAGUUUGGCAAGGUAGGCAAGGAUUUGUUCACCAUGGACUAUCGAUAUCCCCUGUCGGCAUUCCAGGCUUUUGCCAUAUGCUUGACUAGCUUUGACACUAAACUAGCAUGUGAAUAGUCACAAAUGUGAUGGGAAAAUUAAAAUUCAAUCUCCAUUGGAUGCUCAGGUCGCAUCCAUUCAUUGUAUACUUUAGUAGUUUCAAAUGUAAAUCAAAAAUUUAACGAACAAGCUGUGUCAAUUGCUUCCAA
Prosopis cineraria is the source of this 2109-nucleotide messenger RNA. Its product is annotated as tubby-like F-box protein 8. Gene Ontology annotation, molecular function: protein binding. The transcript has 6 exons. The coding region runs from base 692 to 1978 and encodes 428 amino acids. The record is from RefSeq and is a predicted model, not a curated record. NCBI's taxonomy places the organism in Eukaryota, Viridiplantae, Streptophyta, Magnoliopsida, Fabales, Fabaceae.